AUGGCGAGAUCGGGUAAUAGUAAUGAAGACCACAUAACAAGACUAGUAGAUAAUGAAUCGUAUAAUAUCUGGAAGUUCGAGAUAAAAAUAAUACUAAAAGCCAAAGGAUUAUUUGAAAUAAUAGCAAGCAAUAAUGAAUUGAAAAAAGAUGGCGACUGGGAAAGAAAAGAUGCUCAAGCUCAGGCUAUUAUAAUUACAUCUAUUGAUAAAAAACAUGUACAACACUUAUUAAAUUGUGAAAAUGCAAAAGAUAUGUUCGACAAUCUCUGUAGUUUAUAUGAUGGUUCAGAAGAACGUAAUAAAUGUCAAAUCUUACAAGAAUUCUUCAACUAUAAAUAUCGACCUAGUCAUAACAUUAAUGAAUAUCUGUCAGAAAUAGAAAAUCUCACUUUUAGACUAAAAAAAAACUUGGACAAAAAUUGGAUGACGAAGUUAUAA
Molecule: messenger RNA, 438 nt
Organism: Achroia grisella
Lineage: Eukaryota; Metazoa; Arthropoda; Insecta; Lepidoptera; Pyralidae
Exons: 1
Coding region: 1-438 (145 amino acids)
Source: RefSeq, a predicted model, not a curated record